AUGUCAUUUCGAGGAGAUGAUGAGACGUUACAUGUUGAGAAUAAUAGCCUAUUUUUACAAAUAGUGGAAAUGGUAAGUGAAUUUGAUUUAGUAAUGCAAGAGGACCUUCGGUGGGCUAAAGUAAGAGAGAUUCAAUAUAUGUAUCUUGGCAAAAAAAUUCAAAAUGAGUUAAUACAAUUGUUAGCUAAUCAGGUAAAUGACACAACAGGACUUGGACUUGCAACCGAGCUUCAAAAGGCUUUGAUAAAAAUUGAUCUCGAUAUUGAUGACAUUAGAGGGCAAGGGUAUGACAACGGAUCUAACAUGAGCGGGAAGCACAAAGGUGUGCAAAGAAGAGUCCAUGAAAUGAAUCCCUGA
Molecule: messenger RNA, 357 nt
Organism: Olea europaea var. sylvestris
Lineage: Eukaryota; Viridiplantae; Streptophyta; Magnoliopsida; Lamiales; Oleaceae
Exons: 2
Coding region: 1-357 (118 amino acids)
Source: RefSeq, a predicted model, not a curated record